AUCAAAUUUAAUCAUGUCAACACUCGAAAGUCCAUCUUUUGAAGGUUAUAUUUUUCAAAAUCAUUCGUUCAGUGUUAAGAAUAAUCCGAUUUAUGAAGUCUAUGAAGAGAGAAUUAAUGUUCUACAAGGUGGAACUACGAAUAAUCAUCUUGUUGAGGAGAUACGAAUAUUGAUCGAUGAGGAGACAAUUGAGAUGAAUUUCACAAAUACAUUGCCAACAACUAAUAAGAUUGUGAUUUCUCACUCGUCGAGAGAAUUCUCAACGAGAUUGAUGGAAAUCACACUUGGAAUAACAGGGCAGGCAGGUGUUUCCCUAAUGGCUUAUGUAUCAACAACAACUACCACCACAUCGUCCUCGAGUUCUCUUCGAGGACUAAAUUUAGUGGUGGCAGGUAAUGCUGUUGGAUUUAUUGCCACUUUUCUCGGGAUGUGGUUGAGUAAGAAGAACAAGAAAACGAAACAGGUGGCUGCUGCGUCUGUCGUUGCUGGGAAAACAGGUGGCGUAGCAGCUGCUUGCGCGAUCAUUGUAGCCAUGGGGAUGUUCCUUCCUGCAAAUGUUAUAUAUAUGUGGUUUAUUGGAUUUCUAUGCCUCUUCCCUGCUGUUGUUGUUGCUUUUUCUUAGGCUAUUCCUUUUGCUUAUUAGUACCAUUUCAUAUUAGUAUUUGGACUUUUUCAAUAUGGGUUGGUCCGAUCAAGA
Solanum stenotomum is the source of this 697-nucleotide messenger RNA. RefSeq lists its product as uncharacterized. The coding region runs from base 14 to 622 and encodes 202 amino acids. The record is from RefSeq and is a predicted model, not a curated record. NCBI's taxonomy places the organism in Eukaryota, Viridiplantae, Streptophyta, Magnoliopsida, Solanales, Solanaceae. The transcript has 2 exons.